CGGGCCCGUUGUCACAUGACCAUGCAUCGAAGCGACCAAUCUACACCCAACUUUAUUACCACGUGACGUGUUAAUUUCCUGAAUAAUCAAUUUUCGACGCAAUUUACCCUACUCGGGAGAUUCCGUUAAUUUCUGUGACAAGCGUAAAAGUUUCAUCAACAGCCGCCAUCUUAUAAUUUCAGCGAAAUUCACUCGUCGGAAUUAAAAGCCUUUUGAUUGGUUUUAUUCAAUUCUUUGGGAUAGUUAUCCAGGUAUAUGUUUCAUUUGUAUAUCGGAGUAUAAGAUUACAUCGAACUGGCUUGGAAUGUUGAGAUGAAAUGGACAAUGGUGAGACAAAAAUUUCAAUUGUGAGCCGCUUUGUGCUCGCUAACAUGGAGUAGCGAACGUAAUUUUUGUUGAAGCUAUUUUAAAGAUGUUUCUAAUCAGGGUCAUGGAAUGGGUAGCAACUCAAGCUUUGUCUUUUUCAUUGUUGCAUACUCAAAUUUAAAAUUUAUUGAUUUUGAUUUUUUGGAACGAUCAGCCGGAUAAAUCAUCCAAGGCGUCGGAUCAAACAUGGCUGACCAGCUUGUGGAUGGGCCACCAGCGGCUAAAAGACAGAAAACGGCUUCUAAUUCGCCGAUGCGAACACCCAGCGACAGUGGAGAUUUCAGCCUAGUAAAUAGUUUGUUAGCUAUAGCAGGGGACUUGCCAGAUGAGUUGAUGAACAAUGGAGGCCAGAGUACAUCUAAUGAUCUUCUUGGGGCUGGCACAAGCAUGCAUGGUUCAAUGGAUAAUAAUCCCCAAAAUCACCAGGAAUUGUCACAGUUAUUAUCAAGUUCCAACCAAACUCACAAAAUUGGAUCAUCUAUCAACAGUAUUCCUAGUCAACCUCAUAACAUGGGUCAGAAUCGAAGUCCUAGUGUAGGUCCAGUUGCUGGAGCAAUGAACAAUUCUAAUGCCUACAUGAAUGCUGUGAAGAGUCCUCACUCAAAUAUGGGAUCCCCGUCUCAUGGUGGAUUAAACAAAGGCGCUCAACAACAUAUUGUUUCUGAUUCAAUGAUGUUAGGUAAUAAUGUCAAUGUUUAUAGUGUGGCACAGAGUUCAAUGGGACCUAUGGGUGCAGGUAACGGAAUUGGUUCCAUGAAUAUGAAACCUAACCAACAACAGCUGAUGUCUGGCAUGAAUAAUGUCAACAUGAACCAGCUAUCGAAUCAGUUAUUAAAUGGACCUCAGUAUGGUGCAAGUAGUGUUGGUCAGAAUAGAAAUAUACCUGUGUCAGCUAUGAACAAUGCAAAUCACAUGUCAAUACCGCAAGGUAACGGAAUGUCCAUGUCUCAAUUGGGUGGUCAUCAGAAUGUGGGUCAUCCAAUGAAUGCCAAUCAAGUGCAAGUUCAACAACAAAUGAAGGGACCUCUUCCACCUGGACUUGGUGGUGGUGCUGGUGUGGGUUUUACCAACUAUAAUCCUCAGGCCCAUACUGGCCUUCCUUCGUCCACUGCUACCUUCAGCACAUCACUCCCAAAUACACUGACUUCAGUCUCUCUACCUUCACCUCCUCUUAACUUACCAGUCAGUGCUAACAGCGGUACGGGACAGGCCCCUCAGGCUCCUGGACAAGGACGCUCAACAGAACAAGAUAAAAGUAAACUUAUUCAACAGCAGUUAGUGCUCCUGCUCCAUGCUCAUAAAUGUCAGCGACGAGAAAAUACGAAUGGGGAGCAAGCUUGUACCUUACCUUAUUGUCGUACGAUGAAGAAUGUGUUAAAUCAUAUGACCACAUGUACAGCUGGUAAAUUAUGUCAGGUUGCACACUGUGCUUCAUCUCGUCAAAUUAUUACUCACUGGAAAAAUUGUACGAGAAAUGAUUGUCCCGUGUGUUUACCUUUAAAACAUGCUUCUGAUAGAAGAAAUCCAGCAGCUGUUGGCAAUAUGCCUCCCAAUUCUACAAUGCCUGCACCUAUAGCUCACAAUAAUACAAGUGGGCCUGUGAGUGAAGUCACUAUGAAGAGGGCUAUAGAUGCCUUGGGGUUAAGUAAUCGUCCACAACAAAUUGUUCCUGGAACCAUACCUAGUGCUACAACAACAUUAAAUCAAUCCAAUCAAAAUACUGCGUUACAACAGAUCUUGGGUCCAGGAAGUAUAACUUCUUUGCCUACUAUGACAGCAGCAUCAUCAGAAGCUCUGCAAAACAUGGCCAAGACAUCUCAGAUGACAAAAGAUUGGCACCAAUCAGUUACACAAGAUCUGAGAAAUCACCUAGUUCAUAAAUUAGUGCAAGCUAUAUUUCCUACACCGGAUCCCACAGCUCUCAAAGAUAACAGGAUGAAAAAUCUUGUUGCUUACGCUCGUAAAGUGGAGGGAGAUAUGUAUGAAACUGCCAAUAGUAGGGAGGAAUAUUAUCAUUUAUUAGCUGAGAAAAUCUAUAAAAUACAGAAGGAAUUGGAGGAAAAAAGAAUGCAGAGAAUACGUAGUGGUGGACCUGUUCAGGCAGGACCUUCCGGACCAGUACAACCACCAAGUACUGUUAGCUUACAGGGCUUACCACCUAGACCCACAGGAGCUCAGAAUGGACCAUUUUCUGGUCAUUCAGAUCUAGUCAAUUCCGGGUCAUCUUUAAAUAAUACAUUUAAUAACCAGUUACCAAAUCAACAACGUAUGACCAACCCUGUGUUAGCUGCUCCUCAAAAUCAGAUGUCAGUUGGUGGAUUAAAUUUGAAUGCUGGUCAUAAUGAUUCAAAUCAACAGUUAAAACAAGCUCUCCAAGGUCCCCAAAUUGGUCAGAUGUCUCAAAGAAUGCCUGGUAACCAGCAGUUGAUGUCCCCUCCUCUUCCCCAACUUCCGACACCACCACAGUUACAACAACCUGGCAUGUCUGGUAAGACAAAUCAACAGAUUUCUACAUCUAUUGGUAAGAAUCUGACUCCACCUCAUCAGAGUCCAGUUUCCACUGUGCAGUCAUCAAGUUCAAACCAAACAGUAUCCCAUCAAAGUGUUUUACAGAAACCAACUGGCCCUUCGUCUGCCCUGGCAGGCCUUAUCUCUUCUAAAAGUCAACCUGCCCUUCCAACACAGACUGCUGCACAUAUUGGACAAAAUAGCAAACAACCAUCUGGUAAGCAACUACCUUCAACAAGCUCACCAGCUCCUGUGUCUUCAGCAACCAAUCUUGUACAGUCGGAAACCGGAGGAGCUAAGACUAAUGUCCAUCUGACCAAUCUUCUUGCUUCACCAACCAAAGAAGUACCCAUGGCAUCAAAAGAGAACCAAGUAUCAGCUCCAGCCAAUAGUAGCACCAUAGAUAUUAAACAGGAGAUUAAAACUGAACCAAAUGUUAAACAGGAACCAGUGGAAAUGGAUACAUCAUCUACUCCAGCUCCAGCUCCAGAAACCCCUAAAGCUGAACCAAGUGAUACUAAUUCAAACGAUAUAAAAACAGAAGAUACUGCAUCUGGUGCUCCCUCAACCCCAGUUCAAUCUACACCAAAAUCUAAAAAGAUUUUCAAGCCAGAUGAACUUAGACAAGCCUUGAUGCCAACUCUCGAGAAAUUGUAUAGACAAGAUCCUGAGUCAUUACCAUUUAGGCAACCUGUUGAUCCUAUUGCGUUAAGCAUACCGGAUUAUUAUGAAAUUGUGAAGAAACCUAUAGAUCUGUCAACAAUAAAAAGAAAGUUAGAUACAGGACAGUACAAUGAUCCAUGGGAAUAUGUUGAUGAUGUCUGGCUAAUGUUUGAAAAUGCCUGGGUCUAUAAUAGGAAGACAUCUAGAGUCUAUAAAUUCUGUUCUAAGCUGGCUGAAGUAUUUGAAUCUGAAAUUGACAGUGUUAUGCAGUCAUUAGGUUAUUGUUGUGGAAGAAAGUUUAUGUUUAGUCCACAAGUUCUGUGUUGUUAUGGUAAACAGUUGUGUACUAUACCUAGAGACUCAAUGUAUUACAGUUACCAGAAUAGUUCACGGAAAUUGGGCCUUCUCUCUGACAGAUAUGUGUUUUGUGAGAAGUGUUUUCAAGAAAUACAGGGUGAUGAAGUGGAGCUCUCUGAUGAUCCUACACAGAUAGCCACGAGAAUUAAAAAGGAUCAGUUUAUGCAACUAAAAAAUGAUCAACAAGAUUAUGAACAAUUUAUUGAGUGUAAUGAGUGUGGCAGAAAGCAUCAUGUGAUUUGUGUUCUCUGGUUUGAACCUAUUUGGCCACAGUACACAUGUGAUAACUGUUUGAAAGCCAAAGGUAUAAAGAAAAAAGAAAAUCGAUAUUCUGCUAAAAAAUUACCAACAACAAAACUUGGUAUUUAUUUAGAAAACCGUGUAAAUAAUUAUCUAAAGAAGAAAGAUGUGGAAGCUGGUGAAGUGAAUAUACGAGUUCUGUCUAGUUCUGAUAAAGUGGUUGAAGUUAAACAAGGGAUGAAAUCAAAAUUUGGGGAUGAAAUUCCAGAUGGCUUUCCAUAUCGAUCAAAGGCAAUGUUUGCUUUUGAAGAAAUAGAUGGGGUUGAUGUUUGUUUCUUUGGCAUGCAUGUGCAGGAAUAUGGUUCAGAGUGCCAGAUGCCAAAUACCAGGCGUGUGUACAUAUCGUAUUUAGACAGUGUUCAUUUUUUUCAACCAAGACAUUUACGAACAGCUGUGUAUCAUGAAAUUCUUAUUGGAUAUUUAGAAUAUGUGAAAAACAUGGGAUAUACUGUGGCCCAUAUUUGGGCAUGUCCUCCAAGUGAAGGUGAUGACUAUAUUUUCCAUUGCCAUCCCCCAGAACAAAAAAUUCCUAAACCAAAGCGAUUACAAGACUGGUAUAAGAAAAUGUUAGAUAAAGCUAUUAUAGACAGAGUGUGUUCAGAUUAUAAGGACAUAUUAAAAGAUGCAAUAGAAAGUAAUUUAAAAAGUGCUACAGAAAUGGCUUACUUCGAAGGUGAUUUCUGGCCCAAUGUUGUUGAGGAGAGUAUUAAAGAAUUAAAUCAAGAAGAAGAAGAGAAGAAGAAACGAGAAGAAGCACAAGCUGCAGCAGCUGAAGCUGAAGCUAAUGAGUGCAAUGAAGAAAUGGAUGGUUCAACUGGAGAGAAAAAAGGAAGAAAUAAAAAAGCUUACAAAAGUAAAAACAACCAGAGAAAAGUUACCAAAAAAUCAAACUUACCCCAGGGCAGCAAUGAUCUCACCAACAAGUUGUAUCAGACCAUGGAAAAACAUAAAGAGGUUUUCUUUGUGAUAAGGUUACAUCCUCAACAAAAUCCUCCUGGCAUGCCCCCAAUUCAGGAUUUAGAUCCCCUGUGUAAUUGUGAACUUAUGGAUGGUAGAGAUUCCUUCCUUACCCUAGCCAGAGAGAAACAUUAUGAAUUUUCUUCUUUUCGACGAGCCAAAUACUCAACCUUGGCUAUGUUAUAUGAACUGCAUAAUCAAGGAAAAGAUGCCUUCUAUUAUACUUGUAAUAACUGUAAAACUCAUGUGGAAACCCGGUAUCAUUGUUCUGUUUGUGAGGACUUUGACCUGUGUAUCACAUGUUAUAAGAAAUCUAGUCAUCCACACAAAAUGGAUCGACUUGGUUUUGAUUUGGAUGACGGCUCAUACAAUGGAGAAAAACAAGAAAAUCCUCAGGAAUCUCGUCGUCAAUCUAUUCAAAGGUGUAUUCAGUCUUUGGUGCAUGCAUGUCAGUGCAGGGACGCUAAUUGUAGACUUCAUAGUUGCCAAAAAAUGAAACGUGUUGUUGCUCAUACAAAAAGUUGUCGGAAGAAGAGUAAUGGUGGUUGUCCUAUCUGUAAACAAUUAAUAGCUUUAUGUUGCUACCAUGCAAAACAUUGUAAUGAACAAAAGUGUCAAGUUCCAUUCUGUACACAAUUAAAACAUAAAUUACGUCAUCAACAAUUACAACAGAGACUACAGCAGGCUCAGUUACUGCGAAGAAGAAUGGCCAUCAUGACAGCAUCGUCAACCGGGGGACAAGCUGCAGCUCUACAAGCUAAUUCUACACCAGCCAUACAAGCACCACCACAGCAACUUAAUAUGGUUAAUGAUGGUAAACCUCAGGCUGCUCCUCCAGCCGGUGCUAUGAAAGCUGCACAAGAAGCCCAGGAUGCUGCUAAUGCCCAACGAAACCUGCUUGCUGGACAAAUUAACAUGGGUGGUAAACCAGGCAGUUUACAACAACAACAACAACAACAGCAGCAACAGCAGCAGCAGCAGCAACAACAACAGCAGCAGCAGCAGCAACAACAACAACAGCAACAACAACAACAAGCACAGAAAAUGGUUCCUAGUCCGGUUAUCAAUCAAAUGCCCAAUCCCAUGCAACAGCCAGUUCAAAGACCACAAUGGGGUCAUGCUGCACCACCAGCUUAUCCAAACCAAUCAAUUAAUCAACCACGAAUGCCUGUGAACCAGAUCAGAAUGCCAAUGCCGUCACCCACCCAACAGCAACAGCCAGGACCAGGUGGUAUGACUAUGAAUGCUCCAAGAAAAGCAUCUCUUCAGCAGUUGAUGGCUGCCUUGAAAAAUCAGACACCCCAAACAAAGGUGUUGGACAUGUUGAAAGAUAGUCCUGAACUCAUGGCCUCUGUUCUCAAAAUGAGAAACCUAAAGAACCAGCAGAUGCAACAACAACAGCAACAGCAACAACAACAACAACAGCAGCAACAACAGAUGGGAGGUAUGGGGGUUCAACAGAUGCAGCAGUUGUCUAAUCCACAAGUGCACCAGAUGUUGCAAAUGAGAAGGCAAAAUCUGCAACAACAUCAACAACAACAACAGCAGCAUCAGCAGCAGCAUCCACAGCAUCCACAGCAUCCACAGCAACAUCCGAUGAAUCACUUUCCAAACCAAAACCCAAUGCAGAGUUUUGCAGGUCAACGGCCCAGAAUGGGAUUUCCAGGCCAGGGCUUCCCAAAUGAUAAUUCUCAACACAUGUUUCAGCAGCAACAAAUGAUGCAACAUCCCCAAUUUAAACAACAUCUGGCUGGUGGUAAACCAAUGAGUCCACAGCAUCUGAUGGCACAACAGAAUAAUCCUACUCAACAACUUAUGCAGCAGAUGCGUUCACCCCAAACAUCAGUACAGCUGAAACAACACGUCAUGUCCGGUGGAAAACCUCAUAGCCCACAACAGAUGAUGGCUCAACAGGCUAACCCUUCUCAACAAAUUAUGCAGCAGGUUAGGUCACCACAGACAUCAGUGCAUCAAGUGCAGUUAAGACAGAAUGAUAAUAUGAUGUCUCCCUCUCCCCAGGGCAAUGUGGCUCUACCACAAACUGUUAGAUCUCCACAACCUACACCAUCACCUCGGCAACAUUUAGCACCUUCACCACGUCAACUUCAGCAGUCACCCCACCACAUACCUCCCAAUCAGUCGCCCCAUCCUGUGGGAGCUCAUCCUUUGGGUGAUCCAAAUCAAAUUACAGAUCAAGUCAUGCUACCCCAGUUACAAGGCCAGCACCCAAACAUGCAACCCCAUCCAAACAUGUCCCAGUUACGAAGUCCUGCCCCCGAUAAUAAAAUUCCUCAAAUGACUCCUCAAGAUAAAUUAUCACAUUAUGUUGACUCCUUAUAGUACAGACUUAAUUUAAUGGUGCGUUAUAUUAUUAUCUUGUUAUAUGUAAAUAUAUAUAAAUACAUGCAAAUUAACUUAUGUAAAAUAGACAUAUUAUAGAGAUUGAUCAUCAUCGUAUUUUGUCAUGGUUUUUUUCCAUUUUUUCAGAACAAAUUGUGAAUUUAUAUAAUGGGAUAAAUGUUUUAUUAUAUAAGAUUUUAUAUAAUCUGCUAGCUACAAUGCAAGUUGGCAGUUGAGUUAUUCGAACAUUUUCAAUUGACCAUGGACAUAUGAACACUGUUGAAAUUGUACACAGCAGAGCUAUUGUAUAGUAAAUGUUGACGAGUCUCUUCUGUGUUAUUUUUUCACUCUAGUAUGUGUUGUAGUUCUAAUUAUUAUUAUUAUUAUUUUUUAAACCCUACUGUGACUAGUUGUAGAUAAUAAGUUUUUAUAAUGGUGGCCAACUCUCCGGUCAACUAUGGCUUCCAGAGUAAAAUCACUAACAAUCCAUCGACAUCCAUUGUGUGCUCAUUGUUCUGAACCAGUACUGUGCAGCUAAUUUAAGGAUAUUUAUUCAUCUCGUAUUGUUAACAUGGAAUUUGAUGUAGCUGUGAUGUGAAAUGCUACCUUUAACAGACUUGAAAGGCACCAAAAGAAUGUAUAUUAGAAUUAUAUAUACUGUAUAUAUAUACAUUGUUAUGUCUAUACCAAAAUAUAGGCAUGCCAACUGGAUGCCUACAGAUGAAAGGAAUGGAUGAUGUGAAAAGUGAUUUCAAUUCAUGUGAUUUUGUGCAUAGUAAACUCUUUGUUUGUUGGCCUUCAUGUCCACUACUUAACUUGUUUUGUACAUGUGUGCACUUUCUCUUAUUGUGAUGUCCUUGUGUUCAUUGUGUGUUAUUAUGACAUCAGGACAGAUAUCUUUUUGUUACUAAUUCGUCCCUGUCCAUCUGUCUAUGGUUAAAACAUAAUCUUCUCCUAUUUGCAUUCAAAUUUCACUUGGGUGGAAUUGUGUAAAUAAAAUAAAGUAUUCUAUAAAGAUUUGAA
This is a messenger RNA of Patella vulgata (common limpet), 8514 nucleotides long. Its product is annotated as CREB-binding protein. Gene Ontology annotation, molecular function: protein binding; transcription coactivator activity; histone acetyltransferase activity. Gene Ontology annotation, biological process: positive regulation of transcription by RNA polymerase II. Gene Ontology annotation, cellular component: histone acetyltransferase complex; transcription regulator complex. NCBI's taxonomy places the organism in Eukaryota, Metazoa, Mollusca, Gastropoda, Patellidae. The record is from RefSeq and is a predicted model, not a curated record. The coding region runs from base 553 to 7491 and encodes 2312 amino acids. The transcript has 26 exons.